CAGGCUGUUAAAGUUUACUCACGUCAGUGACAAUCCGGUUCAGCUAUCACCAUGGCAGAAAUUGGGCUUUUGAGACAUCUGUUGUUUCUACUGUUAUGUGUUCGGGCCACUCUCUGUGGAUCCAUUAACAUGAAGGGCUCUGGAGUGUAUUCCGUUCUGGGGAGUGAGUUCACGUUUACCUGCGAGGUUGUCAAUGCGAAUGUCGCGGGGUUAUUUACAUUCAGGAUACGUGAUAACCUUUCAUUUCGAUCUGUCUGCCAUGUAGCAGUAGACACAGGGCAACAGAUAACGGGGAAUAACAGGACCCAAUGUUCAGAUGAAGACGGACAACGACACACGUACACAUUGACCAUCAGGGAUGUUUCUCGGGAUGACUCUACUGAUUGGCAGUGCCAGGGAGGAGGGAUGAGGAGCAACACGGUUACUUUGGAUGUGCGAUAUCCUCCAAAAGUUGCAAUACAGGCCGUGAAGCCAUGCUCUGGACUAACCUUCCUGGUCGACGAAUCCAAUGUGUCCCUCAACUGCACUGUCAAGGGAGGUAACCCUGCACCCACCACCUUCACUUGGUACCACGGAGAUGUCGUGUUGAAGAGUGGGGCCGAUCAGAUCUACACCCUCGACCGUGUGGCGAGAUCCAAUCAGGGGAAGUACAGAUGCACGGCAGAUAAUGGCAUAUCGCCUCCGGGACAGGCUAAUGUGAAAGUCACCGUCCAUUAUCCACCUUUCGUGCACAUGGACGGUACCAGGAGAGUGGUCAACGAGUCUGAUGAUUUGACCAUCCACUGUGCAGCAGAAGCAAACCCGGAAGUGACGUCAAUAGUUUGGACAAAGAAAGGUGUAGGCGGUUUCAUCUCUGCCAAUGGGACGCUUCAUAUAAAGAACAUACGUAAGACUGAUGCAGGAGUAUAUGUCUGCACAGCCACCAACACAGUCACACCGUGCAGGGGAAAACCACAGAAGAAACGCUCAUCUUUGUCUGUGAGCCUGGAGAUGCUCCUCGCAUAG
Haliotis rufescens (red abalone) is the source of this 1005-nucleotide messenger RNA. Its product is annotated as lachesin-like. The transcript is spliced from 5 exons. The record is from RefSeq and is a predicted model, not a curated record. Bases 52 to 1005 code for a protein of 317 amino acids. Lineage: Eukaryota; Metazoa; Mollusca; Gastropoda; Lepetellida; Haliotidae.